This is a messenger RNA of Rubroshorea leprosula, 1599 nucleotides long. Lineage: Eukaryota; Viridiplantae; Streptophyta; Magnoliopsida; Malvales; Dipterocarpaceae. The record is from the annotation of a GenBank genome assembly.
AACAAAUCCUUUAUUUGAAGGAAAUGUUCCAGUGGCAAGUCUUCCUAUCACCACAUCUACUCUUGGAAAGGAGCCAAUGUCAUCUUGCCCACCAAAUCCAACUAUUGGUGGCACUUCUGGGACAAAGCCAUUUGUUCUAAAUGCUGGUGUUGCUACAGUUCAAUCUAAUGAUCAAGAAGAGACUCAAGUUGUCAAGUCAAUCACAGAGGAUGAAGACAAGGCAAUUAAAGCAAAGGUGCAGUUGAUGGAGGAAACACUAAAAUUGAUGCAAGGUGUCCAAACCAAUAAACCGAUUGACAUCUCAUCUUUAUGUUUUUUCCCAAACAUUCAAUUGCCCCAUAAGUUUAAAUUGCCUAAGUUUGAUAAGUACAAUGGCACUGGUUGUCCUUAUGCCCACUUGACGAUGUAUUGUAGGAAGAUGGCUCCUUAUGCCAAUGAUGAGAAGCUAAUGAUACAUUACUUUCAAGAUAGUCUGACAGGUCCUGUAGAUGCUUGGUUCUCUACUUUAGACAAAAGUAAGUUGGUUAUCGUGGGAGAGCAAGUGGAAGAUGGAAUCAAGUCAAGGAUUAUUAUUGAUUAUCAAGCAAUGAAGAGUCUCCUUGAACAAUACCAAAAUGGUAGUUCAAGGGCUUCUAGUUUAAGGAAAGUAGGCCAAAAUCAAAAGAUGGAGAAUGAGAAUGGCACUAUAAGCUCAGUUUAUGAGGCAUAUGGAAGAAAUAAUCAGUCACAUGGGCAGUUCAACAAUUGGUUCCAAGCUCCAACUUAUCAAUUAAUGACUUUUACAAGCCAACCAAGGAUUGUUUACGCCUCUGGGGUUAAUCGUCCACAACAAGUGAGACGACAUUUUGACAAGCUUCCUCUGUCAUAUACUGAGGUGUUUCGACAAUUAGUAGAAGCUGGAAUUGUUACUCUAGUACUUAUGGUGCUGGUAAAACCACCAUUUCCAGCAUGGUACAACCCACAACCAAUAUGUGAAUACCAUAGUGGAGGUGUUGGACAUGAUCUUGAAAAUUGUCUUGCUUUAAAGCACUGUAUCCAAGAUCUGAUAGAUGCAAAGGAGUUACAGAUUGCAUCAGAACAAAAGGUUGUUGGUCCGAAUAUCACUAAAAACCCCCUACCAACACAUGAUAGUUCAACAGUCAAUAUGAUCGAGAAGGAUUUUGAGGAAGUUCAAGAGGUGGCUGCAGUUACUCUCACCAAUCAAGUUUCAUCAACUCCUAGACAACUUUUAAUAUUGAAGGGACCGAUGCUUACAGUUCCACUCAACAAGGUUGAUCUUAGAACUGUUAUUGAUCAGGGCUUGAAUAAGUGAACAAUGGAGUUUUUUUUUCCUAUUGCUAUCAUUUUGGAAUGAAAUGUGUCUAUCAUGUUAGUCUUUAUUUGCAUUUUCCAAACUCCCUUCAUAUUGCAAUUUGAAUCUUUGUUCUUCAUAUUUUAAUUCAUGGUUCUUUGGUUCUUGAUUUUAUACUUCCACGAGUUGCACUGUUAGUGAACUUGAAUUCAAUGUUGAACCCCAUAGAGAAAAUCGAGGGUUGAGAAAAAGUAAGGGUUGAGAAGUGAGGGAGGUGAUUGAAAGGAAAAUAAUGGAUGAGUGGGAAU